GUUUCCACUGUGCGUACCGGUUCCAGCCGUCAACCACCCAACCGAGCCAAGACUACAAUACCCAGCGUGCACCGGUCCGACGGGGGGAACUUGGCGUUCCAAGUCUUAGGAGAGAGUGAAUGCUCCUGAGUGGUAAUCUGGAGCCGAGUGCAGAACUACAUUUCCCGGCGGGCCUCGGGUUCAGGGGUCUCUUUCCCCUGGCGGGGCCUCUGGAGUCGCCACCGCCGCCGGCGCUGCUUUUCAAAAUGUCCAAAGAAACUUGUGAAAAAGGAGAGAAGUCUCAGAGAAAAGAUACCACCUCAUUACCCAACUUUGAUGAAGAUAAGAAAGAAAAAACCUCAACAAGUUCUACUAGCUCAUCUUGCUCUGUAAGAUCAAUUUCAUCAGAGAAGAGAAAACUGAAAUCAGAUUGUAUAGAUGUUGUGAACUGUAAUGUAAAAAGAAGACAUGAACUGAAAAGACUGAAUGUAGACACUGACACUCUAAGAAAGAGACCGAAAAUCAAUUCGUCAUCCCAAGAACCUAUUAAACUUCAAGAAGCAUCAUAUUCAAAUGACAAUCAAAUUAUUUCACAAAGUCCUUCUUCAAAUGGAACUAAAAAUGAUAUAAGUAAAUGUGUAGAUUUUAAAGAUAAAGACAUUAAAUUGAUAAAUGUUAGGAGUAACCUUGACCAUGGAGUUAAAAGCCUUAGCAUUCCUAAAAUUGCCAAAGAUGUGAAACCUAAAGCUGAAGGCCAGGCAAAUGAAAAACUCCGGCCUCAUUUACUUGCUCACAGGCAGAAGAUGAAAGAUCUCAGGAAAGAAAGGCACAAUAAAUACAGAGACAGUUUUGAAAGGUGUGUUUUGGAAAAGUGCAAGAGAAUCCAAUUUUCUCAGGAUUAUAAUUCCAACAAGAUAUUUAAGGAACCCCAAGAUCCUAGAAGAAGGAAGGUCAGUUUCAAAAUCCCAGUAAAAUCCCACGAUACCCACCAGAAGCCUGUAGAAGAAAAUAUUUUCCUUUUAGAGUCCAGCAAGUCAACGACUAAGCAGAAGAAAAAAGGAUGCCUCGAAAACUUUCAGGUUUCAUUAAAUUUGAUGAAGCAAAAAAGUAAACAUUUGUUUUCAGAUUUCACUUGUAAGCAGGCUGUUUGUGAGUGGAAAGGAAAAUGUCAUCUUGAGCAUCAAGAAAGUAAUGAUUCAAGUUCUAGUGAACACCAGACCCAGAGUUUUGAAGCACAAUGUUCUUCAGUGUCAUAUGAAAGUAUUCCAGAUACAGAUCAAGAGAUGCAGAUUGUAGAAGAGCUUCAUGCUGCACGUGUGGGGAAAACUGUGGAUUUGCCUGUGGUCCCUCCUCCUGGAGAGUUAUCGAGCAUGGAGAUUGACUUGGUAGAAGAUGCUGUGCAUUCCUCUGCUGCAAGUACUGCUUCAGACAAACAUCUUCUAAUUGUUAUUGAUACAAAUAUUCUGAUGAAUCAUCUCAAAUUUGUUAGAAUUUUGAAGACAACAGAAAUCCCAGGCUUUGACAGGCUUGUGUUAAUAAUUCCCUGGGUAGUUGUACAAGAGCUAGAUCGUAUGAAGGCAGGAAAACUACUGAAAUAUGCCCAGCACAAAGCUAUACCUGCGGUUCGUUUCAUCAAUGACAGUCUCAAAAGUCAAGAUAGAAAACUAUGGGGUCAAUCAAUACAACUUGCAUCUCAAAAACUUUAUGGAUUCAGUGAUGAGAACAAUGAUGAUCGAGUAUUAAAAUGCUGUCUUCAAUACCAGGAAUUAUUCCCUAGUUCUCUUGUUAUUCUGUGCACGGAUGAUAGAAAUUUAAGAAACAAAGGCCUAAUAAGUGGUGUGAAGUCACUCAGUAAAGAAGAAUUGAGUACAGAGUUCUUAAAUUUGUCUCUGAACACAGUUACAUGUCAUCAGCCAUGUGUAUCUAAGCAACAAUUGAAAACAGAGCAAACACCUUUGGGAAAGAGUAAUGAGGAAGAAUCUGUAAAUUCUGGACUGCUCAUUCUGCUUGAAGGCAUAGUAGCUGAUCUUGAAAAAUCUCUUGGAACAGCCUUAUCUUCAAUAUUAGAAACAGAAAUGAAAAUUGCUUUUGGAAACCUCUGGAUGGAGAUGCUGUACUUGAAACCACCGUGGACUCUAAUGCAUUUAAUACAAUGCUUUAAAAAACAUUGGCUGGCUGUCUUUGGAUUAAUUAUGGAAAAUAACUUGCUUUUAACGGUUGAGAGCUUAUAUGAUAGUCUCUGUAAAGCUAACAGUGCAGUAGAUUUUACAACAGUGAAAUUCCUACUCCAGGAUUCUCAAAGCCUAUUACAUGCUUUCAGUACAAGGUCAGAUUAUGAUGGUGUUCUUCCACAGGCCUUUGCUCAAGUAAACAAACUUCUCCAAACAUUUACAGAGGUCAAGGUAAAACGUAAUCAAAAUCCUUCAGAAAAUACAGCGGGUAACAAGCAAGAAGAUACUUCUCCAAUGAAGUCUGACAGCCAAGAAAUCACCAUUUUCUCGGGUGCUCGUCUUUCCCCACCCAACAGGCAUCAAGAAAUCUGGUCUAUCUUAGAGAGUGUUUGGAUUACAAUAUAUGAGAACAGCACAGAUGUGUUUCAAAGAUUGGGCCCAAAUUCAGCUCUGACUUCCUCAAAAAUACCAUCAUUUGAAGAAGCAUUUAUAUAUCUUCAAAAGUUAAUGGCAGCUGUGAAGAAUAUUCUUGAAGGAAUUCAGAGGAUUUUGGCCCCCAACAGUAAUUAUCAAGAUAUUGAGACCCUCUAUAACUUCCUAAUCAAACAUGAGGUAAAUAAAAGUGUCAAAUUCACUGCCCAGGAACUUUAUGAUUGUGUUUCACAUACUGAGUAUCGGGAAAAGUUAACCAUCGGAUGCCGCCAGCUGGUUGAGAUGGAGUGUGCCAUGCAGCAGUGCAAUGCAUCUGUGUAUAUGGAGGCCAAGAACAGGGGGUGGAGUGAAGACAUGCUCAAUGAUAGGACCUAAUCUGGUAACUCGAAAGGAUUGCAUUUGUCUUCAAGAACAACAGAGUAGCUUUCAGCCUUUUGAGCCAAACCCAAGAGACUUGUAAGAAAUCUCAUUUGUAUAAAAAGGUGAUUGCUUAUUACUGACAGUCUCAUUGAGGUUCUCUAAAAAGCCUAAUGCAUCCAUUGUGGGAUAAACUGUGAACUCAACUCUUCUGACGUUGACAAUACUUUCCUACCUCCACUCCUGAUACUGAGCCAGAAUGUUUAAGGAAAGGAGAGCUGCUUUUUAGUCACCUUAGGGCAGAAGCCAUUGUGGCCCCUGAAGAAGGCACAGCAUUAGCGUCUCUCUCAACCCUGAAUAUAUGGUUACAUGAUCAGGGACACUAACAAACUCCAAGAAAAAAUUAGGACAUGACCAUACUCACCAUUAUUCCACAAAUGAAAUCUUACCCUGGACUGUUUUAUGAUUAGCAUCUUCCAUGUAGACCUGGUGAAUGCAAUGCACAUCCCUUCCACUUCCCCAAGGUGCUGAAAAUAGAAUUGUCACUUCUGCUCCAACUUUUAAUAGCAGCCUUUCUUCUGCCCUAGGCUUGUCACUUAACGGUGCAUUUCUAGCGAGGAGCAGGGAGACCCCUAUACAGUUUCCCCUUACAUGUGAAGCAGCAUGAGGUAAUGGAUUAGGUGGCAGUGACUGACGUUUGCCUCUAGGUAAACCAAGUGUUUGACUUAUUUACUUAUACUGCGAGUUGGAAGUCCUUGUUUUUUGGAGUAUAUUAUGCUUUUGUUAGUAAAUUAAAUCUAAUUUGGUAUUCUAUUAUAAAUGCUUUUUUUUAAGUAAUAAAUUAUUUUUAGUAAAAUUUAACUUUUCAUUUUACUUCCAAAUUGUAUUUCUGAAUGUGUGCAAGGUGUGAUUAUAAAGAGAACGUACUCACAAUGCUCACUAGUAGUCUGUGCAGGAUCCACUGAGCUUUGUUCACACCCGAAGUGCUGGGGCUCACAGUGCUGUCUGCUUUGCACCAGGGGAAGAAGCCCUCUGCUCCCCAGGAGCCAAAACAUCCCUUCCCGUGGACCAAAUGAAUUUUUUUCAGGUCCUAAUCCAUCAGCUGCUUUUGGUUAUUACUGUUGGGUUUCGGCUCAUCUUUGUUCCCCGUCUUUCUAUCCUGUCUUUUAAUCUAUGUUAUGCAUUUCAGAGCGUUUCUUUUCACUCCUAUUAACUGCUACUUCCUAUUUCACUCUUAUUUAUGUGCAUUUUAAUUUUACCUUAGUCUGUGUGUCUUUUACUUUGUGCAUUAAUUUGUCAAUUAGUUCAACAUUUCUUAAAUUUUAUUGAUUUGUGAAAGUGUUUUCUUCUAAUGUUAGGUUUGGGAUUUUUUUGGUCUUUUUUAUUUUUAGAAACAUUCUUUUAAACUUUUUUAGUCUUUGUUUCUUUGAAAUGUCAGGUUCCCCCCCCCCCUCCCUUGUUGCCUUCUCUUCUAAUCUUUAAUUUUAUUACAGUAAGUCUAGUAAUUGUCUGUCACUGUGCACACUUGUCACAGUAUUAUUGACUGUAUUCCCCUUCACCUUUUUCUCCCCCUGGCAACCAUCAGUAUGAUCUAUUUAUAUGAGUCUGUUUUGGUUUGUUCAUUUGUUUUGUUUUUUUAGAUUCCAUAUACAAGUGAAACCUUAUAGUAUUUUCUUAUUUUACUUGGCAUAAUACCCUCUAGGUCCAUCCAUGUUGUUGCAAAUGACAAGAUAUCAUUCUUUUUUAUUUCUGAGUAAUAUUCCAUUUGUUUAUUUUUGCUUUUGUUUCCCUUGCUUGUGGGACAUAUAAAUUAUAGAGGCUAAUGUCAGAUAGUUUACUACCUGUGUUAGCUUCUAGGAGCGUUAUGGUUUCAGGUCAUACUUUGUCUUUAAUACAGUUUUAGUUUUUGUGUAAGUGUAAAAAAGUGGUCCAGUUUUUUUUUUCUUUUGCAUCUAUCUGUCCAGUUUUCCCAACACUUUUUGAAGAGGCUGUUGUUUCUUCAUUGUAUAUUCUUACCUCCUUUGUCAUAGAUUAAUUGACCAUAUAAGCAAGUUUAUUCCUGGGCUGUUCUGCUCCACUGAUCUAAGUGUCUUUUUGUCCCAGUACCAUACUGUUUUGAUUACUGUGGUUUUGUUGUAGUCUGAAAUCAGGGAUUGUGGUACCUCCAACUUCGUUCUUGUUUAACAUUGUUUUGGCUGCCCGGCCAGUGUUGCUUAGUGGUUGAGCUUCAACCUAUGAACCGGGUCACAGUUCAAUUUCAGGUCAGGACACAGGCCCAGGUUGCGGGCUCAUCCCCAGUGGGGGUCGUGCAAGUCAGCCGAUUGAUAUUCCUAUCUCUUUCCCCCUUCCUCUCAAUAAAAAUAUAUAGUAAAAAAAAAAAAAUGGUUUUGGCUAUUUCAGGUCUUUUGUGAUUCCAUAGCCAUUUUAGGAUUAUUCUAGUUCUGAGAAUGCCAUUAGUAUUUUGAUAAGGAUUGCAUUGAAUCUGCAGGUUGCUUUCAGACAUGUGUUUUGAUGAAUUAGCAGAUCUUUAGAAGAGCAACUUCAGAUUUUAAAAUCUCCAUUCUUUAAUAUGUAUGGCUAUUAUAUUUUGAGCAGAAGCCAUCAUAUGCAUGCCAUGAACCAAAGUGGACUGAUGGGGAAAGUCACACCAGGGUAAGGGGUGCCUACUUUAUACUCUUGGCUGUGUCGUAGUGAGGAGCUGGUGAGAACUUCAUGAGAAGCAUCCAUGAGGAUUAUCCUAUCGAAGUUCCUGGCACCACUUUGCACUAGACUUUUCCAACUUACUUUUCCAGAAUGCUAUAAAUAGAGCCGUUUGAGGCUGCCUUUUCAUUUAGCAUCCUCCUGCAAUCCAUCCAUGUGUUAUUAGUACUUCAAUUCUUUUUAUUCCCAAGUAGUAUCCUAUUGCAUGAGUGGAAUUUAUUCAUUCACUAGUUGGAAGAAUGUUUGUUUUUUUAAAUAUAUUUUAUUGAUUUUUUAACAGAGAGGAAUGGAGAGGGAUAGAGUUAGAAACAUCGAUGAGAAACAUUCAUCAGCUGCUUCCUGCACACUCCUCACUGGGUAUGUGCCUGCAACCAAGGUACAUGCCCUUGACCGGAAUCGAACCUGGGACCCUUGAGUCUGCAGGCCGAUGCUCUAUCCACUGAGCCAAACCGGUUAGGGCAGAAUAUUUCAGUUUUAAUUGACAAUUGUGAAUAAAGCUGCUUUAUUCACACAGGUUUCUGUGUGAACAUGGGUUCCUUGCACUUGGAUAAAUACCUAGGAAUGGGAUUACUGUUAUAGGGUAUUUCUCUAAGAAACAGCUAAACUGUAUUCCAAAGUGACCUUACAUUUUCUGAUUUGUCCAAUAAUAUGAGUUCGUUACUCUGCAUCCUAACCAGAAUUUGGUAUUAUUCAGUUUUAAUGUGACAUUUUGCUUUUUACAUUUUCUUAGUGAUUUAUAAUAAUGAGCAUAAUUUCAUGUUCUUAUUGGAACCCAUUUAUCUCCUUUGAAGUGUCUAUUCAAAUCUUUUGCCCAUUUAAAAAUUGUUUUGAGAGUUCUGGAUUCAAAUCCUUUAUCAGAUGCUUUUUUUGUUGUUUUCAAGCCCUGUGCCUUUCAAGACUUGAUACUUUUGUUUUAGAAAACACUAGCUUAAUGUAAAAGAUGGAUCUUUUCAUGACUUGCAAGUAGCCUUUGAUAGAUGCCUUCCAUUUAAUAUAGCAACCCCAUUCUUAAAUUGCUGGAUAUUUCACUUCAUUUCAUAAGUUUCAUUUUCAUGAGUUUGGUAUCUUGUUCUUUUCUCCAAAAGGCUAAAAUUUUAUCAAUCCCUUAGCCACCUGUUCAAAUGUCCUUUUUAGAUUCUCCUGUUUUCACAAGAUACCAACCUUGUACAUACCGUUUCAUAAUUGAGCUUUUGCUUCUCAUUCUUAUUCAACCUCCAACAAGUGAUGAAGCUAUUAAUAGUGAAGUUUAAAUAUUUUGUUGGCCAUCUAUUAAUUUCAAGAAUCUGUGGCAUUCGAGAGUAUAUCCCUCUCCAUAAACUCUGAUUGAUCAAUGUUUCACUUUAAGAGUCUUCAGAAAGGAUUUAUUAUGAAGGAUAUUGGUGCUUCACGUAAUUUCUUUUUAACCUACAGAUGAUUUUUUUCUUGAUUUUUAAAAAGUGAGUUAAAUUUAACAUGUAAAUGUGUAAGUUUAAGUACAGUAUUGUUAUUUAUAUAUUGUAAUGAUUGCUGUGUAGUUAUAUUUAUCACAUUAUGUAAUUUAUAUUGUCUAUAUUCAUUAUACUCUACAUUAGAUCUUUAUGGCUUAUUUGCUACUUGUUGCCAAAUUUGUAUGCUCCAACGUAUCACUCUUACCCCGCUCCUGCUAAUCACCAUUUUACUGGUUUCUACAGGUUAAACUUUUUAGAUUCCACAUGUAAGUGUUAUCAUUACAGUGUCUGUCUUUCUCUGACCUGUCUUGCUUAACAUGAUGUGUUCAAGGUCCAUCCAUGUUGUAGCAAAUGGAAGAAUAUCCUUUCUCAUGGAUGACUUAUUUAACAAGUCUCCUGUUUAUGGGACCAAAUUUGUGGCUUGGCCCUAUUAUUUAAGAUUCAUAUGUUGGUGUUUCCUUGCUUAUUGUUCUCUUUUACACCCAGCUAAUUUACCUUGUAUCUUAUGUCUUAGUAAAAAGACUCUUCAAAUCCUUUUCUGGAACAUAGUAGGAUACAAAUAAAUGCCUGACACUAGUUUUCUGUGACUCAUACUUUUUUUUUUUUUUUUUAAUAUUUUAUUGAUUUCAGAGAGGAAGGGAGAGGGAGAGAAACAUUGAUGAGAAUCAUUGAUCGGCUGUCCCCUGCAUACUCCUUACUGAGGAUCAAGCCCGCAACCUGGGCACGUGCCCUGACCAGGAAUCAAACUGUUACCUCCUGGUUCAUAGGUUGACACUCAACCACUGAGCAACACUGGCUGGGCUGUGACUCAUACUUUUCUAAAGGUAACUCUGGAGUUGCAAAAAUAUCCUAAUUGUAUUUCCUCUUUUGCCUACUUCAACUUUAAGAAUUCUGAGGCCCAGAGAGAUUAUAGGUAGUAAGCAAGAAUUUUAGCACUAUAUCAUGUUCCCAAAUCCAGGGGCUCCUCCUCAAAAAUAUGAUCAUGUAAGAAAUUCUAAAACACGUUGAGUAAUGGUAAAGCUUUUAUGGCAUACAAGCCAAAAAUAAAAACUCUUCAAAAGUCACACAAAAAUAUCAUGCCUGAGGUAUACCAGGUAUAACCAAUUGUUUUGUUAAUUCAAACAGGUAUUUUAUAGUUUUGCUACUGUUUUAGGGACCUAGUACAUUUUAUGCAUUAUGACAAACGAACUGCAACUGUGGUUAUUAUCAAUAUUAUUUCUAAAUCACUCCAAAACCCAUACUGUUAAAAAAUUUUAAUUGGAAGCUUCUUAUAUUCAAAACAUACUUGAAAAACAUAUUUUAGCCACCAGAAUACCUGUUUGGCAUCAAUGGUAAUAGAGGAAAACUUUAACCCAAAGUAGUCUCACAUAUUAUUUGCAUUUAAGUAUUAUUACCUAGGAACUGAGAAUUUCAAGGAUUUUGCUGCUUAAACUUAAUUUUCCUGUGUUAAAUAGAACAUAUACAGAGUCAUUAAAAAAAGAAGUUAUCACAUUGGGCUCAGACUUGCCAACCUAGUUUUAGUUCAGAACAACCAACAAUAGAUAUAGGCAGGAACUAGCCUCUAGGUGAACUGACUUCCUUUCCUGAUGGUUUUUGUGUGAUAAAGGGAAGGUGUCAAAGUGCCAGUGAAAUAUGCAGAAAAUACCUCAUUUACUUCCUAACCCAGAAUAGCUACCACUGGAUAGUCAUCUUGUCCCAGCUGACUCAUUAGAUUCCUGUGUGCCUCUUUUGGUUUAGAAAACACUAGCUUAAUGUAGUGUUUGUGUCUCUCUGUGAGAAGAAACCUUAAAACCUUACAUCAGUCCUUAUUUCAGAUGUAAGAUGACAGGUGAAUAUUUUUUCCCAAAUACUUUAAGCUCA
Myotis daubentonii (Daubenton's bat) is the source of this 8926-nucleotide messenger RNA. It is a transcript of the gene SWT1, whose product is annotated as SWT1 RNA endoribonuclease homolog. The record is from RefSeq and is a predicted model, not a curated record. Gene Ontology annotation, cellular component: nucleus. NCBI's taxonomy places the organism in Eukaryota, Metazoa, Chordata, Mammalia, Chiroptera, Vespertilionidae.